Molecule: messenger RNA, 1884 nt
Organism: Naegleria fowleri
Lineage: Eukaryota; Heterolobosea; Eutetramitea; Acrasida; Naegleriidae
Exons: 5
Coding region: 1-1884 (627 amino acids)
Biological process (GO): amino acid transmembrane transport
Molecular function (GO): amino acid transmembrane transporter activity
Source: RefSeq, a predicted model, not a curated record
AUGUCCUCUCUGGAUGAUCAUCAACACACCAACGAGGAUGAUUCAUUGCAGCAAAGCCUGCUUUCUCAACCCGUAUCGCACGGGGAUUCCAUCAACAAUGUAAAUGCUGAGAAAGAGGAUGAUACACAUCCGUUGGAGAAAAUCAGAAAACGUUCAUCGGGAACCAUCUCUACAAUUUUUUCAAUCAUCAACACAAUGGUGGGGUCGACAAUAUUAUCAUUGGCAUGGGGAUUUACACAAAGUGGACUCUAUCUAGGAAUAAUUGUAUUUAUUCUGGUUGGCCUCAUUAGUUAUUACACUUGCAAUCUUGUGGUACAACACUCGUUGUUUAAAGUGAGAUACGAUGAAGAGGGUCAACAAAAACAAACAUCACCUAACGAAACUACUGCCAUCAACAGUGGAGACAAAAUUACUCUUGCAGACGAAGAAGAAUCUUCUGCUCCUACCACGUAUUAUCAAUCGGUGGACAACAAGGAGGGAAAUACUUCUCUGCAUCAUGCAUCCACAACAAAAUCAUAUCAAAAAGGAAACUAUAGCAAAAAAUUUAAAAGAAUUUCCAACUACGUUCUCGACAUCAAAGAUUUUUCUCAAGUUUGUGUGGAACAUUUAGGAAGAUGGAGCGAAAUAUUAUGCAUUAUUACAAGCAUUGUGAUUUUAAUAGGAGCUAGUAUUGCCUAUCAUAUCUUCAUGAAAGACUGUCUGAUGAGCAUUGUUACAGGUAUCUUUGACAUUCAGUAUGAUAACACCAAAAUCUACCCAUGGGACAAAAAUGGUCCGCCUUGGUAUUGGAAUGGUAUUUUUGCUUCUGUGAUUAUUGUGGUGCUUCUAUUUCCAAUCACUCUUCUCAAGAAUUUGAACUUUUUGGUGAAAUUUAAUUCAUUCGGAAUUUUCUUUGUAUUGUUUUUGAUUAUUUUCAUUAUUUAUGCAAGCAUUGAGGCCAUGGUGUCACCUUUUGAGUUUUCUAAUAAUGUCGCUAGCGUUUCGACAUUAACCAUGAUGUCGCUAAGCUCUAAUAUGAGCACUAUCACGACAAGCAGUAAUGUGAACUCCAAUGGUGGUAGUAAUAGCAGUUGGAUGAAUCAUUUGUUGGGAGGAAUUUUGGGUCAUAACACUGACGGAAGUAGCAGCUCAUCGGGUCAGUCCUCUUCUCCACAAUACAGUUUCGUUGACGAUACUAUUGUGAAGGGAGACACAGUGUUGGUGAACCAUUUAUCAUUAUUUAAUAUGCAUUUCAGUCACUUGUUGGCAAUUUUGUCUUUGAGCUUUUUUAUUCAUAAUGUAAUUGGACCUAUUUUGAAGAACCAAAAAUCAUUGAAGCAUACAAAGAGAGAUACUGCAGUUGCUUUUAUUGUAGCAGCUAUGAUUUAUGCAGUACCUGGAAUGUUGGGAGCAUUUGCAUUUCGAUUCUCUGUUAAAAUUGAACAGAACUUUUUGAAUCAAUUUCCCAAUAAUAGUGUUUAUGCUAACAUUUCAAGAGGUGCAGUUCUAUUCCAACUCAUGUCAAUCUACCCUCUUUUAUUGAGCGUGAUAAGAGUACAAUGUUUCAGUUUUCUCUAUAGAAAGAAUCCAAACAAGGACAAGCAACAAUAUCCAGGUAUUUUGCAAGUUGCUGCCUUGAAUUUUUUGGUUUGCUUAAUUACAACUAGCAUGGCCGCUUUUUAUCCAAUGGUGGGAACUGUUUUGAGAUUUACCGGAGCCAUUUGUGGUCUGAUUUACAUGUAUUUGUUGCCUGUGUCGAUCCAUCUCGUGGUUCAGUACAAAAAGAAACAACUCACUGUCUUUUCAGUUGUUUUUAACCUUUCCUUAGUUUUGUUGGGCUUGUCAAUUUUGGUCUUGCAAUUCAUUGACUUUGACCAAUUCACACAGAAAACUCCAACUGGAUAA